Lodderomyces pseudojiufengensis is the source of this 1179-nucleotide messenger RNA. RefSeq names its product palmitoyltransferase. Gene Ontology annotation, biological process: protein targeting to membrane; peptidyl-L-cysteine S-palmitoylation. The record is from RefSeq and is a predicted model, not a curated record. The coding region runs from base 1 to 1179 and encodes 392 amino acids. Gene Ontology annotation, molecular function: protein-cysteine S-palmitoyltransferase activity. The transcript has a single exon. Lineage: Eukaryota; Fungi; Ascomycota; Pichiomycetes; Serinales; Debaryomycetaceae. Gene Ontology annotation, cellular component: Golgi apparatus; endoplasmic reticulum.
AUGACAAACCAGUCCAACAUAUUAGCUACCGCUCGGAGAUUUAUUGUUCCUUUCUUUGUAAUAUUAGGAUUUGGAUAUUUCAAUUACGCAUUGAACUAUUCAUUAGGCUAUAAUGAAAUAUACAAACAUCAUUCCCAUGCAUCAGCUAUAGUCUUGUGGUGUUUAACAGGAUUUUGUGAAUUCUGUGUUCUAAUAUAUUGGGCUUUGAUAUUAUAUGUGGGUCCUGGUAUAUCACCUAAAUUUCCUCAAUGGAAUUUAUUUCAGAAUUCAGAACUUGAAAAUGAAUUGUUACCAACACCUGAUAUAUUCUUUUGUGACGAAUUUGGAUAUCCAUACUACGAUUCUCAUACACAAUCAAUGAAGAUCGAUCGUUCUUUUUAUUCCAAAUAUUUUGAACAUGUAAUUUUAAAAUAUGAUCAUCAUUGUUUAUGGGUUGGAACAAGUAUUGGCCUCACGAAUUAUUUGUAUUUUUUAAAAUUUUGUUUUUGGUUUCUUGCAUUAUUCAUUAUUAUGUUGAUUUAUUCAGCUAAGUAUACUAGAUCUACAAUUGCUAGAGGUGAAAUAAAUCACAAUUUAAUUCCUAUUUUUAUUGCAUGCGGGCUUUGGAUUCCAAUGAUUGCAGGAUUGUUAGUAACUCACAUACGAUACGUUUGUUUGAAUAUGACCACUUUAGACGACAUUACAUUGAACCAAAGAAAUAGAUAUCGGAGGUACAAGGAUAGAAAGAAGCAGAAAAGUUCCCCAAUAUGUCCUCAACCCAGAAAACCUCGAAAAGAAAAUGGAGAUAGAUAUGUGAGUGUAAAAAAAGAAGAUUUUAGGUUGAUCAUAAAAUUUGAUAUUAAGGAGCGUCCUUUUGAUAUGGGCUUCAAAAAGAAUUGGAUCAAUUUAAUAUUUAAUGGAAACAGGAAUAAUGGAAAAUCAGAUGAUUACUAUACAACUAAAAAAUUUGUAUAUGGCUUGAUCAUAUUUAUGUGUCCCUUCGUGGAACUUCCACUUGAAUUUCAACAAAGAAGGAGAAUACAUUAUGAUCCUGAAAUGAAUUUUAAACCGAUUGAUAACAUAAAAGCUGAAUAUGACUACUAUUCAAGUGAUUUAAGCCCUCAGUUUCUAAAAAUGAUUCAAAUGAAAAUUGAUAAGAAGGACUGCUACAUUCCUAGCUAUUUAAAUUAUAAAGAGUAA